AAGUAUUGUUGAUAGCUGUGUUGCUUUUGCUUCUUGCUCCUUGGUAAGUGCGUUGAUUUUACACCAACAUAUAGAUUAAAGUAAAUUUAAACCCCCGCCUAUAGUUAACCAACUAUAUAUUUCGUGUUCUCGUGUCACAUGUGUGAGACCAAUUGUAGAGUACUGUACAUGCUCAACUGUGGCACUAUAUAGCAUUCCUGGUGAUUACAACAGUUAAGACUUGAACUAAAACGGUUGACGCAAUUAAGAAUUUUUUGUUAGAAAAUCGUCAAAGACUUCCUAUAAGUCACCAUUCGCGAACAGCGCGGUAAGUCUAAUUAGUUAUCCUUGUAUUUUGUACUAGCUCAUAGGUAAUACCUUUGCAAAUGAUAAACACUAUAACUCUCCACCAAUAGGCAAUUCCAGACUAAAUUUUGAUCUGGGCAAGAAGAACAAAAUCCAUCACCACAGCUAGAAAGAGCAUGUUAGAAUUAGUAAAAUUGCAAAGUUUGGUUGAGAAAUGUUAUAAAAUGAGGAAAAGAUGGCCCUGCGAAAUUUGCAAAUUUUGUAUUAAUUUGCAUGUUUUACGCACGGUUUCAUGCACCACUUUUGGCCCAAAUGUGGUGCAUUUUCCCGCGCGUAUAGAAUACAAGUUAAUGCAAAAUUUGAAAACUUCGCAGGGCUAUCUAUUUUCCGCAUUUUACAGCAUUUCGCGGCCAAACUACUAAUUUUAACAUGCUCUUUCUAUCUGUGAUGAUGGAUUUUGUUCUUCUUUCCUAGAUCGAAAUUUAGUCUAUGGCUGGAAUUAUAAAAUCACCACCAAUCUCUGUAGUUUGUAUAGCUCACCAUGUAGAGUAGUGGACUAGAUUUCUGGGGCCGGUUGUAUACGAAAGCUGGAUAAAACGCUGUCCGGUGGUUCUAGGAACGUCUGGUUUUUAAGCCUAUUAGAAACGUAAAAGAUUUGAACGCCUAUAGGUAUAUUAUAAUUGCGUAGUUUUUGUACGAAUAACUGAGACGUUGUAUAUAAUAUGUUCUCAUACUUGAAAACGAAAUUCUUGUACACAGACCUUCAUUGCCUCACAAUGAAACUAUAUGCAGGUUCUAUAAAAAAGUUCUACCUCUUAAAACAAUGCACUUCACAAUAUAAUUGUGACUUCUUUUAUAUAAAAAAGAACUUUAGUUUCGUAUAUACGUCAGGCAGCAACGAUGUUGGCUUCGCGCCCUUGAUCAUGCAAGCGUCACAUUCUUGGAAUGCUUGUAGAAUAUUCAAAAAAAAAUUUUGAUAAUGCAUAAGUUUUAAAAAGCCAUAGUACACUUGCCAUGGCAGAUGUAUACCAUGGUAUUUUAAAGCUCGGCUUCAUCACCAAUUAAUGUUUUAUACUGCAGCUUGACCAACAAUAACACGACGCGUAGCCUAGGGAACUUGAUAGUGGGCCUGCAACCAUCGCCCGGUAUUUUGAAAUACGCCCCUUUUCAUAACACGCCCCAUUCGCGCGUCAAUUGUCAAAAAAGAACCAAUGACAGCACCCAAAUAUUAACAAACAAACUCGCAUUAAAAUGUUGCGGGGUUUUCUCUGCUUAUUCAGAACACUAAUAAACAAUGUGUAAAUGGCUGCGUUUUAACUCCAAAAAAGCAAGCAACGCGGUCAGUAAUUGCCAAAUUUGCAAGUGCUCAUUUUCAACUAAAAUCGGAACAGGCAAAUUAGGACGAAAUUCAACAGAAAACCAGUCUCAAACUUCAAAUCAUGAGGGAAGUCGGGCGACCACAUUAGGAUUUAUAUUAUGUGUGCUUCGCUGUCGCCAUUGGCAUUGUUAUAAAUAAAUUGUCUCACUUAUCAGAUCGUGUGUGCAAUUCUUGUUGGCGGCGGAAAGUACGAAAUUUAUUUCAUUUGGUAAAGAACUCUACAAAAGAAGAGAGCGUUCCGAGUCCAGAUCGUUUCGUUUCAAACGGCAAUUUAAUACCGCCUUCUGUUUCGCUCUCUCUGCGAAGCCUUGUAAAUCGCAAAGUGUUUCGAAUAGGCUUACAGUUCUUACAUGCAACUGCAUCUCAACAUCAACCAAAAGAUAAUUUUCUUGAGGAAGUGAGAACACAUAACGUAUCAACUGAAGUCUGUUUGAAAUUAAUGAAACUCAAGUAAAGGUUACUAUAGUUUACCCCAGUCGUAAUGUUGCUAUUCCAACACCUCACGACAAGCAAUCCCCAUUGGCAUAACGGCAAAAACAUGUCUUCCUUCAAGUAAACAAUAAACAGUCUGUUCUUGUUCCAUUUGUAAUCGAAAAAAGUGAUCAAUUUUCAAAUUUUAAGCUUAUCGACAGCCUUUGUCUAUGCCUUUGUGAUGAAUCACUGUUCCCUUGUGCCUGCACAAUGGGCUAGGUUAAUUAAUUACCGAUCGCCUCAGCUAGCCAAUGGGAAUUUAGCCGGCGGUUCGGCCGGCGAAAAUCGAAAACAUGGGGCGAUGGUUGCAGGCCCACUACCAAGUUCCCUUGGGCCUGCACGCAGGCUACACGACGCGGAAUUACAAGAAGCGACACAGAUAAGAACCUUAAUCAAAUUCACAAUACCAUUUGCAAAGACUGUUACUUUCCAGAUUUCUUAGGCCUACUUUAUUAGAGCUAGUAAGACCGAUUGAACAUUUUAAGUUGCGACCUUCAUCAUAGAGAUAUUGGACUGCAUGCUUCUAAAUAAGGCUUACGAGAACGCGCUAUGCAACACACGCUAUGCAACACAUGCAGGCUUAUGAGAACGCGCUAUGCAACACAUACAGUUGUAAUGAUCCUCGUACAUGGAAAUCUAGCUGUAUUGGAAAGUGUAUUAAGAUGUUAUUAGUUGUCUGAUGUGCUUUUGUAAGUUUGUUACACUGUCUAGAUUAAUGCUAAUGUAAUUAUGUAAAAUGGCGUAUAUUCCCUGGCACUAUAUACAUGUUGUAUUUUUGUUGGUCGCCGAAUCUCAUUAAAUCGUUAAAUCGCCAUUUUUCUACAAUUCACUCCUUAAUUUCUGGAAAAUUGUAAGCCAUGGCCAAGGGGUUAUUCCUCAAACACUUACAGUAAUCACUGUUUAUCAUUUUCUAUUUCAAUCCGUUAAGAGUAUUUUAGGAUAUUAAAGUUUCGACAUGGUAGAAUGGCGAGCAUGUUCACAUUUCUUUGCAACUAGUUUUGAGUGAUUUAGAUAAUGUGGCUUAUAGUCUCUGUCAUUACAUGACAACUGACAAGGUAAAUUGCCUCGUGAGAAAAGUAAAAUUCCCGGCUUAGCCAUAUAAACUGUAAUAUCCUAAUACACUUUACAUAGUAUGAGAUCGCCCAUUUCUAGUACCUCAUUUCCAAACUUGGCACUUUGGCAUUUCCACCCCUAUGACAUUAAUGAACGUUUUUCCUAUGUUUAACUCUAUCUAUCUUUGCCUGUCUGAAGCAGACAUUGACAGUACUUUUUACCUUAUUCGAUGCUUGUUUCAUAUAUUUUGUUGUAUUUGCUGCAGUUUUCUGUAUAUUUGUAUUAAUAUAUUCUGUAAUGUGAUUUACAUUUUUUGUUUAUACUUUUUGUUUUGACCAAAUGCAUCUGAUUGGUUUAUUUUUUUGCAAUGUGAUCGCUUUUAUAUUCUUAGUCUAAACCUCAUGUACUUAUCCCGAACCCCGAUAGUAACUCCAGAGGAAGGGCCUUCGACCGAAACAUCGAAAUUCUCCUUAUAUUUUUCAGGUAGUUGCAUCCCUUUGGGGGGGCAAGAUAGGAUUUUUAAAAAGCUACUGCUAUUUGCCUAUGCCGUUGUCACAGGACUUUCGCCCCCCCCCCCAGGAGAUUCGCCCCCCUCUCAAAAGGGGAGCGAUAUUCCUAGGAAUAUCGCCCCCCGGGGGGGGGAGAAUACCCUAGGAAUAUCGCCCCCAUUUAGGAUAUUCGCCCCCCAUAUGUGCGAUGUGGUUUAUUCAAAUAAUUUCGUGAUACUUUCAUCUUAUUAGUGCCUUACACGUUUGAGAAUUUAACUCUGCAAAACUAAAGCUUUUUUUGUCUAUUUUGAAACGUAUUAUUGGAGUAUUGGCAAGUUUUACCAUUCAGAAAUUUACAAACUAAUAUUGAAACUGUAAAAAACAGUUCAAAUUUUCGAACUGUGCAGUUUUUUGAUACACCGUGCAGAGUCCAUCUCGUUGAGACAAGCGUAAUUUGAUCAAAGGAAUUGUUUUGUUUUAAACUGUUACAGUCAAACCGGAUGUUCUGUAUAUAUUCAGGGAAUAUUGCAAUAUUGUUGGGAAUAUUGCAAUUUUGAUUGCGAGAUUGCUUUGAGCCAGUUGCAACCGACGUGAAAUUCACAACCAGAUUUGUAAAAAAAGUCUCUGAUUGGCUACUAGUAGCAAAGAAGAACCAAUGAAAUACUCUGAGCAAAUGGAUUGGUUCUUCUUUGCUACUAGUAGCCAAUCAAAGACUUUGUUUACAAAUCUGGUUGUGAAUUUCAACUUGCAAUUUGAUCACGUCGGUUGUAACUUCCUCAGAGCAAUCUCGCAAUCAAAAUUGCAAUUGAACAGAACAUCCGGUUUGACUGUAAAUUAUUAAUCUUUAGAAGAUUAAUACUUUAUUUAUGUUAAAAGAUUCAUAAUCUAUAUUUAGGCUGAUGUGAAAGAUUGAUUUUGAAGAAACGCAUCAUAAGUCUUCACUUGGUAAAUCAAACCAACACGUCCUUCAGCCUUCUAAUAGAUAAAUCCUUUGUAAUUAUCCUGGAUCUUGUAAGGAAUGGCCAUCCUUAAACGGAAAGUGUACUUCAAGUUAUUUUUGGUUUCUGGAGCGAUUUUUACCUUAUACGGCUUCGCCUGGCUAAAAGCUGUUUUGAAUAACCGUUAUGACGCCCCACAUCAGAAGGAGGAAUCAGGUAUCCAUGUAAUAAGUAACUAUCCCUUGAUGACUGAAAAACCUUGGAACGAAACCAAACAGAGACCAAUAUAUCCAGACUAUUGCAACGACAGGAAGAACUAGAAGAAACAUUACAGAAAAAUCUCAACCACACUUUAGUCACAGCUGUUCAUCUUCUCGUUAGUCAACCAUCAGCCGAACAAAGAUUGAACGAACAAAAUUUUCACAACAAACACAAAAUAUUUGUACAUCGCAUCAACGCCUUGCCGAAAUACAGAGAUUUCUUCGAUUACGUAAACGACAGGCUCCAAAAUCGGUUUGUGGUUAUGAUGAACAUGGAUAUUUAUCUUGGCGAAGGAUUUGAAAUGAUAAAUAAAACAUUUCUAGUAAAAAGUAAUAUAUCUUACAUUUUAACACGCCAUGGACGUCAGGAAAAAAGAUGCAAUAUGGGCGGAAAACUUGGGUAUUGUGGAGUAAGCUAUUUUGGUUCGCACGAUACCUACAUUUUUGUGCUUACACAACCUUUAGACGAGUCUGUUCUGGCGGAGUUGGAUUAUGAUAUGAAUGUCCUUGGAGCGGAAAACAAACUGAUUUGGGUAUUAAGGAACAAGAUGAAAAGGAGACUUCUCAAUCCGUGUGAAUACUUGAAGACAUACCACAACCACUGUGUUGAUAUACAUGGUAGUGUAAGACCACGAAUAAAUAAGCAUAGGUAUAAAGGUAGUGGGGUAGCACCUAGUGGGUUGUAUGAAUGACAUGAAUUGCCUGUUACCGAAAAGAACAAUAAUUCCCUUCUAAAGGAAAUAAUUUAGGUAAAAGCUUCUACUACGAACAUAAUUUAUUUUAUAGUAUAGUACAUGUGUAAUAUAUAGCCAGGGUUCGUACAAAACUUGAAAGGCCUUGAAUGUCCUUGAAUUUGUAAAGAAGUGCUUGAAUGUCCUUGAAUUCUUCUUGCUUUAGUUUUUGGAUAUUUUCUGAAAUUGUUUGACAUUCAAGACGGACAUUUUUGUUGAACUGAUUUUGCAUGUUCAUAUCUGACCUCCUUAUAAAGUUACGUUUUGAACAAUUCAACGUCAGAUUUUGCUGAUUUCUAACGCCUUCUUCUUCAAUAUUUAGUCCUUGAAUUUGCUGAUACAUGUCCUUGAAAAGUCCUUGAAUUUGACUCUUCCUGACAUGUACGAACCCUGAUAUAACGUUUUGGAUCAUCCUCGUCCCCAGGUCCUAGGACAUGGGACACACCGAACCGGAAGUGCAAGACAACUUGCAGUAGUUUCUAAAGCGCAUGCUCUUGAAUUGUGUUGGCAUAUGUUGAUAGAAUAAUUUUGGCUAGCGAAAAUAUAAAGCAUUGUUUCGCAGAACGAAGGAAGCGAUAUCGUUGUUGCGACAUUUCUGGUAAUUAAGUUUGUUCAUAUUUUUUCAUUGCACGAGAGCUGACGAAUUUCUAUUUUUUAUUUUUUCACCUCGCGAGGAAAAAAUCUAAGACGCUGAGAUGUGGUGUGCGGUGG
Paramuricea clavata is the source of this 6315-nucleotide messenger RNA. Lineage: Eukaryota; Metazoa; Cnidaria; Anthozoa; Malacalcyonacea; Plexauridae. The record is from the annotation of a GenBank genome assembly.